GGCCCGGCGGCAGGCCCCCUUUUUUGUCCGCCGACGCGGGGUCAUGAGCGAGUGAGCAAGCGGGAGGCGGGGAUUGGUGCUGCUGCCUCCGCCGGGGCGCCUUCGCGGCUCCGCUGCUGGAUGGGUCUGCCAGGGGGACGCGCGUGAGCCUCCUCCCGAAGAUGCGGCGCGGCGAGGGGCGAGGAGGGGCGGCCGGCAAGGCGGCGCUGGAGGCGGGCCACGGAGGGGACCAAGCGCCGCGGGUGCCGGAGCCGGAGCAGGAGCAGCAGCAGCAACAGCAGCGCAACGGGGCUUCUCCGCUUCGCCGCCGCCCCGACCCCGCCGGAAUAGGCAUAGGCAUAGGAGGAGGAGGAGCCGCUGACCGGCGCAGCACUGAGUCCGAAGUGUACGACGACGGCACCAACACCUUCUUCUGGGAAGCACACACCUUAACUGUCCUGUUCAUUCUCACCUGCACCCUGGGAUAUGUGACUCUGCUGGAAGAGACCCCACAGGAUACAGCCUACAACACCAAGCGAGGAAUUGUUGCUAGCAUUUUAGUUUUCUUGUGUUUUGGAGUCACUCAAGCUAAAGAUGGGCCAUUUUCAAGACCUCAUCCAGCUUACUGGAGAUUUUGGUUGUGUGUCAGUGUGGUGUAUGAGCUUUUCCUCAUCUUCAUUCUCUUUCAGACUGUACAUGAUGGAAGACAGUUUAUGAAGUUCAUUGAUCCUAAUUUAGGAGUUCCUUUGCCAGAAAGAGACUAUGGUGGAAAUUGCCUUAUAUAUGAUCCAGACAAUAGGACAGAUCCCUUUCACAAUAUUUGGGACAAACUGGAUGGAUUUGUUCCUGCUCAUUUCCUUGGUUGGUAUCUGAAGACACUAAUGAUCCGCGAUUGGUGGAUGUGCAUGAUUAUCAGUGUGAUGUUUGAAUGUCUGGAGUACAGUUUAGAACAUCAGCUUCCAAACUUCAGUGAAUGUUGGUGGGACCAUUGGAUUAUGGAUGUAAUCUUAUGCAAUGGGCUUGGCAUUUACUGUGGAAUGAAGACGUUGGGGUGGCUUUCCUUAAAAACAUAUAAAUGGCAAGGACUUUGGAACAUUCCCACAUACAAAGGCAAAAUGAAGAGAAUUGCUUUCCAAUUCACACCUUACAGCUGGGUUAAAUUUGAGUGGAAGCCAGCAUCCAGCCUUCGCAGAUGGCUAGCAGUGUGUGGUAUUAUUUUUAUAUUUUUAUUGGCAGAAUUGAACACUUUUUACUUGAAGUUUGUCCUGUGGAUGCCUCCAGAGCACUACUUGGUUUUGCUGCGACUUGUCUUUUAUGUGAAUGUGGGUGGUGUAGCCAUGAGAGAAAUCUAUGACUUCAUGGACGAUCCGAAGUUCCACAAGAAACUGGGUCAGCAGGCAUGGCUGGUUGCUGCUAUCACAGCUACAGAGUUCCUUAUUGUAGUGAAAUAUGAUCCCUACACUUUAACAUUGUCACUUCCUUUUUACAUUACUCAGUGCUGGAUCCUUGGAAUCAUCCUUGUACUUACAUGGACAGUGUGGCGCUUCUUCAUUCGUGACAUCACCUUACGGUAUAAAGAAAUAAGACGGCAAAAGCAAGAACAUAAAUAUGAACAAGACAAAGACAAGUGUUUAAUAAAUGGUGAUGGACAUACAAUACUGACAGAUGAGCACACUGAGAAUAAACUAGAGGAGAAAAAACUUUGAACCUGGAAGCUAAGAGGGUUAUUUUUCUGGACUUGGAAAGUUUAACCCUCUCUAGUUUUGAAACUUUUAAUGUUCUCUCGUGUGUGAGAAUCCUGUUGAGAAAAGGUGCCACCUGAUCUCUUUUGAGGAAGGUGUUUACAACUAAUGUUUCAAGCAAUGCUCCUUCCACAAGAGAACCUCCACUUAAGUGUAUUAUAAAUGUUUGUGUCAUCUUAACAAAUAAAGGAGGAUCAGGGAGGCUUAUGUAGGUGCAAAGGGAAUCUAGUAGCCCCAAGUCUGGACAGCUGUUCCUGCUUGGGCCAUCAUGAACACAUUUCCUGGAAUAAAAACUGUAAAAAGCAGUUCGUAAUUUCUGCUGGAACUACCUGGAGAAGUGUCAAUAUAAUAUCCACGUCCUUCUGAGUCAUUAGUUAGGGCAAUAUCCGUAAAAUAAAUGGUGGGAUGCAAUUGAAGCAUAAGAACAAACUGCGUAACUUGCACAGUAUACUAUUGCAACAGCCCUUGGAGGUCUUGGGUCUCGCUGCCUCUCCCUCAAGGCAAAGGUGCAGAACCUUGAAACAGCCUGGACAUUUUAUACCACAUCCUGUUGAUAACCAAAUACCUCUUCGGUUCAUCUAGAUCCUGGUCAUUUCUUUAGGUCAAAACAUUUAACUUUGCUGGUCAGUAGCCAAGUCAAGCAAGUGCAGGCUGAAACAGGUAGAAAAUCGUUACUCCACCAAAGUUGUGUGUUCAUUGCCUUAUUCUUCUACCAGUGAGCUGUUGUAUGCUCUUGCCUUGAUUCCUGGACCACUUCCACCCCCCCACCGCCCCAAUUGUGCAAGACAGAGGGUGUCAUUCACCAGAACUGUCUUGUUACUUGUAGAGUUAGAAUGAGGCAACUCCAGUGGACACAGUCAAUCCCCAGAAGGUUGCAGCUGCCACAGACAUCUCCUGGGAACCCCUCAUCAAAGGAUGCUGGCUGUCUCACUUGUCACUUGAUCCCAAAACAAAUGGUGUCAUGUUACAAACAUCUCCAUAAUCACCACUGUCAUAGGAAUUAAUUUCAUAAUUCAUAAAACCAAUCCGUUUCCUCUUUGUUAACAAGAUGACAGCCUUAAAUCCAUGGAAAUUUGGGGAAAUUUGUUUUGAAACAAGCUUUUUUUAAAGCAAGUAUAAGCUAUAAUCCUAGCCCUCUUCUUGCUAUUCCUCCCCCACAAGAUCUCAGAAAUGCUGCUGGUUAAAGCACAAUGGCUUUGGCUCCCUUUCAUAACAAUACUUGAAUGGCAAAAUAAGUCUGCCUUUGCCUUCUUUCUACAAUGACACUAAUGUUCUCUUUAAACAAUGGAUGCUUUCAGCGGGUCAAAAAAAUCAUGCAAAUGACUUUUUGAAGGCUCAGCAAAUGAAGCAGGGUGUUUUUUAGCAUAUAAAAUGAAGGUAGAAAUUGUGCCCCAUGAUGAUCAAUAUGAGGAAGGUCAUGUGAAGCUUAUUCUUGAUUUGUGCAUAAUAUACUGCUGCAUAGUCACUGAAUUGAUGAUGUGUAAAAUUAGGAUUUUAAACAAAGAAUACUGUGGCUGUAACAAGACAUUAACAGACGUCGUAAAAGGGCCAAUGCUAAAUUGAACUGGUACAUAGAAUAAGCCUCUCCCCAGAAAUGGAUGCAGUAGGUUGUCAGAGAUUUUCAGGUCCAUUUUGUACCUGUCUUGUGAGCUGACUAGAGGUAGUACUAGUGGACCUGUACUAAUGUGGCCCCGGUUUUGCAAAGCGUACAUAGGCAUAGAGUCCUUGUCCGUUUUUGUACGAGUAAAUUCUGCUCCUCUUGUAAUUUUGUGUUGUAACGUCCUCCAUGUAGUUCUGGUGGUAACAAGUGCAAUGGGGAGAAUUUGAAGGGAAUUUUAAUUCUUGUUUCUGUUUGAGGAACCAAUUGUGUAUAAUUACAAGUAUAAGAGGGGAGAAAAAAACUUUUGUUUCCUAAGUUGAACUUGACCUAUUUUCAAAACAUUACUUUCCUACUGAUUUUUAUGAUGAUUGAAAUAUUGAGUCUUACAAUUACAGUCUGGAUAAUUGAACAAAUGUAAUAAAAGGUUGUUUUGCUGGUGUA
Messenger RNA from Anolis carolinensis (green anole), 3762 nucleotides. It is a transcript of the gene ptdss2, whose product is annotated as phosphatidylserine synthase 2. The coding region runs from base 162 to 1685 and encodes 507 amino acids. The transcript has 12 exons. Gene Ontology annotation, molecular function: L-serine-phosphatidylethanolamine phosphatidyltransferase activity. The record is from RefSeq and is a predicted model, not a curated record. Gene Ontology annotation, biological process: phosphatidylserine biosynthetic process. NCBI's taxonomy places the organism in Eukaryota, Metazoa, Chordata, Lepidosauria, Squamata, Anolidae.